This is a messenger RNA of Aspergillus heteromorphus CBS 117.55, 936 nucleotides long. RefSeq lists its product as uncharacterized. The record is from RefSeq and is a predicted model, not a curated record. NCBI's taxonomy places the organism in Eukaryota, Fungi, Ascomycota, Eurotiomycetes, Eurotiales, Aspergillaceae. The coding region runs from base 107 to 772 and encodes 221 amino acids. The transcript has a single exon.
ACUUUUCAUCCAUCAUACUGGGCCUGUUCAAUUACGGUGUUUCUCCGGGCGGAAUUUGGCGCGUGUCGUUUACCUUUACUUACCAUCUUUCCUGAAGAUAUAGUCAAUGUCAAUGGCAACCUCCUCCAUCUCUUUCAAUCCAGUCAGCCAGUCAGUCCGGGUCUCGACGGGGUCGAGGAUCUAUCUAUCUGCCAGGGCAGCCACUCCGUGUAGUCCAAGCCAGCCAGUAAGUAAUAGAGCACGCGAUGCCGUCGCAUCCCCCCGCAUUUGGGAUCUCCGCAUCAUGCAAUGCACUACUGCGGUCGAAAACAAAACAAAACACCACAAUUCUCGCUCUGUUUCCGAGCGUGGUGACGUGAAUCUGAUUCUGGGCCGAGUCGCACCGACGGACCUCUCUACUCACUCAAUUACUCAAUUACUCGCUCAAUUACUCCCCCAACCUACCAAUGAAUCCCACCAUGCCCCUCCCCGGGAAAACCGACGUCCUCGUUAUCGGCGGCAGCAACGCGGGCUUCUGCGCAGUCCUCUCCGCCGCCCAGUCCGACGCCAAGUAGGUGAUUAUCAUGAUAUAGUAGAAGACUUUACCGGGGAUAUAAAUCAGACAACAGAACAACAGAUAAACCGCAAAGCUAUACCGCACGCUGAUCAGGAAAUCGAACUUAGCCAUCAAAUAGCUCGCCAGCAACCUGAGGAUAUCAUUUUAGCUAUUAUUUUAAUCAGCAGAUCUACAAGAUCAACAGCCGCCUCAAGUUCUGGGACGGCCUGGCCCUGAAGACCCAGAACAGAAACAAGGGACUUACUUAUUCAGGACUAUCUGCAGGCGGCGGGCGGGUUUGAGGUGAAUCUGUGGAUACGCGCGCAAGUUCCUGGGCCCGCACUGGGAUGUGAUGCUUGUACACGGCACGCUGUACAACUCGGGGGAUAUGUUCAAGAUAG